ACGUAAAUCUACUGUCCCAACGCUGCAAAGGAGAUUGAUCCUCGGCUUCUAAAGAUUCAGUUUCCACAUUAAACUCUUUUCACUCCAAGGUCCAAGCUCAGAUGCCGUUUUUAGAACGUCUAAAGAAGCCUAAGUUUCUGCGUUAAUUGAAGAGGAAUGCUCGCAGAACGGACCCCCUCAGCCGCCCUCACUCGUUCUCGUUCUCGUACCCACCGCUGCCGCCGUGACCAUCUCGCCUCAGGGUCUCACUCGGCCUUGCCCUGGAUCUCCACCACCUGUCAUCGUCUCCAUUCUGCAGAUUCGGAAGAAAUUCUCCACUGCCUGCCUCUCCAGUUUUCCAUUAACGUUCUUUGCCUCUCCAGUCUUCCUUCCCAGCGUGGCCGUGGAUCUUCGUCGCCCAGUCAUCGUUAUUGCGGCGCUCACUUCAAAUUCGGGUGUUUGACCAUGAUACGAAAUGGUUGCCCUAUGCCCCUACCUGCUAGGCCUAUGUUCUCUCGCAGUUCUCAAAUGCCAGCUAUGGCUGCUGUCUCAAGCAUCCGGAGUACCUGGGGGCCUAAUUUAGGGCGCAAGUCCUGGUUGCCGAAAGGAAUGCCUUGCUCAAACAUCUCUGCUGCAUCAAGCCUACAUUUAACUGGGGGUCAAAGUCUUCGUCUUCUGUAUCCCAUAAUCCCCCUGCCAUCUAGGCAAAAAAGGUUUUGUGUGGUUCCUCAAGCAUCAAAGGAUGUCCCAUAUAGCUUCCGUUAUCCUGCCAUGACGAAAAAGCCGAGAUGGUGGUGGAGGACUCUUGCAUGCCUCCCAUACCUUAUGCCUCUUCAUGAGACAUGGAUGUACGCUGAGACAGCAUACCAUCUUCACCCCUUUCUGGAAAACUUUGAAUUCAUGACAUACCCUUUCCUUAUGGCAAUUGGGAGUCUGCCGGGCUGGUUCCUCAUGGCUUACUUUUUUGUUGCAUAUCUCGGAAUUGUGAGGAGAAAAGAGUGGCCUCACUUCUUCCGGUUCCAUGUUGUGAUGGGAAUGUUAUUGGAGAUUUCACUUCAGGUGAUAGGGACAGUGAGCCGUUGGAUGCCUCUAGCAAUUUACUGGGGUAAACUAGGAAUGCAUUUCUGGACAGCUGUAGCUUUUGCCUACCUGUUUACAGUGUUGGAGUGUAUACGGUGUGCUCUUGCUGGGAUGUAUGCUGAUGUUCCUUUUGUAUGUGAUGCCGCAUACAUCCAAAUUCCUUACGAUUAAGGAGGAAGAUGUAGAAAAGGCUAGCUUGGAUUUUGCUUUUGUAUCACAGAUUUUGGUAAGCAGAACCCGUAAACCGUAUGAGAUUUUCUUAAUGCAAAUUUAGAUUUGCUCAUUUGUAAUCUUCGUAGUCCUGAUUCUUCUUGUUACGAUAUGUCAGCCUUUGAUCUCGUUUCCACGGGCAGGGCAGGUUUAAACAUGUUAUGGACAUGCUUAACCCAUGGAAUUACCCAGAUAUUCUUGGCACCGCGAGAGCCGAUUAUGUAUUGAUUUACUUUUUUGGAAAUUAUGAUCUAGUCUAGUCUGCAAGGGGAGGUUUUGUAAUUCCAUAUUAAGUGAUUUCAAAUAGUAUUCUGUUUCUUAUUGUA
Prosopis cineraria is the source of this 1595-nucleotide messenger RNA. RefSeq names its product protein TIC 20-I, chloroplastic-like. The transcript has 4 exons. The record is from RefSeq and is a predicted model, not a curated record. Bases 157 to 1230 code for a protein of 357 amino acids. NCBI's taxonomy places the organism in Eukaryota, Viridiplantae, Streptophyta, Magnoliopsida, Fabales, Fabaceae.